AAGCUUAAUAUAUUGAGCCAGUCUUUUUUUCCCGGCCUAUAUAAAGAACCCCAUAGCUCACAAUCCAAGAAAUUUCAGAAAAUCUAAUUUUCUUCCUCUCCAAUUUCCUAAAAUCUUGCUGCUCUUUUCUUCUCUCUCUACAUUUUGUUUAGUUGCCAGAAGAAAAUGGGUGUUCAGGAACCGGAUCCUCUUACACAACUAAGCUUGCCACCCGGGUUUCGGUUUUACCCGACUGAUGAAGAGCUUUUAGUUCAAUAUUUAUGCCGUAAAGUUGCUGGCCAUGAUUUCUCCCUACCAAUCAUUGCAGAAAUUGAUUUGUACAAAUUCGAUCCAUGGGUUCUUCCAAGUAAGGCGAUUUUCGGAGAAAAGGAAUGGUACUUCUUCAGUCCAAGAGAUAGAAAGUAUCCGAAUGGAUCUCGACCAAACAGAGUAGCUGGCUCUGGGUAUUGGAAAGCAACUGGAACUGAUAAAGUAAUUACUACUGAAGGUAGAAAAGUUGGAAUCAAAAAGGCUUUAGUGUUUUACAUUGGUAAAGCACCUAAAGGAACAAAAACUAAUUGGAUUAUGCAUGAAUAUAGACUCAGUGAAUCUUCAACCAAAAGUGGAAGUUCAAGGUUGGACGAUUGGGUUCUAUGUAGGAUUUACAAGAAGAAUUCCGUUGGACAAAAACUGAGUAGUUCUGAUUUACAGAGUAAGGAUAUAAGCCAUGGUUCAUCAUCAUCCUCUUCGUCUCAAUUUGACGAUAUGCUGGAAUCUCUACCAGUAAUUGAAGACCGGUAUUUCUCAUUACCGAGAGUGAAUUCCAUUAGGAAUAUUCAACAAGAUGAUGACAAGCUCAAUCUUCAACAAUUGGGUUCUGGGAAUUUCGACUGGGCAACUCUAGCUGGAUUUAAUUCGUUUCAUGAAUUGACCACCGGAAAUCAAGCACCAGCAACCGGAAAUCAAACUCCGGUGCUUGUGAACAUCAAUCAGUAUCACAAUCACAACAACAAUUUGAAUAAUAUGAAUGAAUUUUUCGCCAACCCAACGGCGUUAAAUUUUCACGGCGAAGCUAAGUUUGAAGGAGGAGUUGAUCAAGAAGUAGAAAGCAGUGUUAGAGCUCAACGACUUAACAGCGUUAACCCGGGUUUCUUCCCGGAGAACUCAACCGGGUUUCCGGGCACUUAUACGAACUCGGUGCCUGACCCGUUUGGGAUUCGGUACCCGACCCAAACAGUGAAUGUGGGGUUUACUGGGUAAAUAGUGAAAAGUUAGAAGCAUUGGAAAGGGUAAAAUGUGAAUGUUCCUAGAUUAACUUCAAGACAAUUUGGAAAAAAUCGUCACGAUUAUUGCGGUGAAAAGGGCAUUUAUUCUUUGGUUGGGGACUAAAAAUAGCAACAAAAAAAAAAAAAAAAGUUCACAAGAUUUGUUCAUGCAAUUAUGAACAUAUACAA
Solanum dulcamara is the source of this 1433-nucleotide messenger RNA. Its product is annotated as NAC domain-containing protein JA2L. NCBI's taxonomy places the organism in Eukaryota, Viridiplantae, Streptophyta, Magnoliopsida, Solanales, Solanaceae. Gene Ontology annotation, molecular function: DNA binding. Bases 166 to 1239 code for a protein of 357 amino acids. The record is from RefSeq and is a predicted model, not a curated record. Gene Ontology annotation, biological process: regulation of DNA-templated transcription. The transcript has 3 exons.